Molecule: messenger RNA, 3025 nt
Organism: Ficedula albicollis (Collared flycatcher)
Lineage: Eukaryota; Metazoa; Chordata; Aves; Passeriformes; Muscicapidae
Exons: 2
Coding region: 912-1820 (302 amino acids)
Source: RefSeq, a predicted model, not a curated record
AAAAAAAAACAAACAAAAAACCACGGCCUGGAAGCUACAGAGAUGUGCAUGUUUAAAGAACCUGGCCACCUUUGGGGGAAUCAGAUGAUCUGCAUUGCGAGGCAAAAGAUCUGAAGUCUGUAGAGUUGCCUAGAAAGAGAAAAACAAAACAAAACAAAAAAAAACAUGUAAAGAAUAAAUCUGUGUCACUUUUCUGCUCACAAAAUUGUUUGAUUGUUCCAUAUUUAAAGCACCAGAGCUGUGCUGAGCAAAGUUAACUGCUAGGGAUGUGUGUAACCCUCUUGGAAUGAUAUUGUUGGUUUCUUUCCAAGCUAAUAUUUUUGAUUUGUCAAAUAUAUAGCGACAGGUUAGGUGGCUGUGCUGUUACUCAGUGUUUGGUCUUGUGCUUUUUUCAUUUCUGGCUGUAGCGUAGCAGGGGGGGUCGAGGGGGCACCGGCAGCUCCGUGUCCCCAGUAAAACCCCACUUUUUCCCAUCCUCUCUAUGGUUAGCUUUGGUUCUGCAAGUACAAGUGAUUCCUGUGUCGUGCUUGGUGCUCCAUGGCCCUGUGAUGACAUUCAGUGCUAGUGCAUGAGAGUUUCAUUCCCUUCAUCCGCUCCAGACUUUUCUUUUCUAGCGUUCGGCACCACGUGCUGGUGGAAGAAGCUGCAGGGAGGAACCAGAGGCGAUUCUGAAAGCAGAGAGAGCUCCUGAGAUGCCUUAGACGUGCCUGAAAUACCUCCUGCCACAGGGCAGGGGCCAGCCCGGCUGCAGGGCGAGCCAGAACUCCCCAAAUCCAAGUUUGAGCGCUUCUUUCCGGGUCUUUCCUUUCCUCCUACACCUCUGUGCCUCUGCCCUCCUCGCUCGGUCCUGCUCUUUCCCUGGCUCCUGGUAGCACUUCCUUCCCUUGGGGCUGCUCUGGAAUGUUGCUGGGAUGGUGUUCAGUGCUGGGGUGCUGCUUCAGGGUGGGAUACAGCUCCAUGGUGGGAUGCUGCUCCAAAAUGGGAUGCUGUUCCUCCAGGAAAUUGCCGCUCCAAGGUGGGAUGCUGCUCCACCACGGGGUGCUACUCCAAAAUGGGAUGCUUUUCCUCCUUGGAAUGCUGCUCCAUGGUGGGAUGUGUUCCUCUGUGGAAUGCUUCUCCUCCAUGGAAUGCUUCUCCAUGGUGGGAUACAGCUCCAUGGUGAGAUGCUACUCCAAAAUGGGAUGCUGUUCCUCCACGAGAUGCUGUCCCACCAUGGAAUGCUGCUCCUCUAUGGAAUGCUGCUCCACGGUGUGAUGCUGUUCCUCCACGGAAUGCUGCUCCACGGUGGGAUACAGCUCCAUGGUGGGAUGCUUCUCCUCCAUGGAAUACUGCUCCACCAUGGAAUGCUGCUCCUUCAUGGCAGGAUACAGCUGCCAUGGUGGGAUGCUACUCCAAAAUGGGAUGCUGUUCCUCCACAGGAAGCUGUCCCACCACGGGAUGCUGUCCCACCAUGGGAUGCUGUCCUGUCCCACCACGGGAUGCUGUCCCACCAUGGGAUCCUGUCCUGUCCCACCACGGGAUGCUGUCCCACCACAGGAUGCUGCUUUCUCUUGGGAUGUUUCUGCCCCUUCCUGCCCCCCGUGCCUCUCCCAUUCCCGCUGCCCCCUCCCCACGUUGGGAAGGGCCAGGGGAGCUGUGGGGCUGCCCCUUCCCAGAGGUGCCUGAUUCCCUGUUUACACACGGCCUGGGCUCCCUGCCAGCCUGGGGAGUUAUUCCCAGCUCUGCUCCAUCUGCUCCUGGGGGACACACACCACCUUUUUGGGCUCCUCCUUGGGUCCCUACUUUUGUGGACGUGGCUUGUCUCUCCUUCCUGCUGCUAAACACCUCCUGGCUUUCCCCUGCUCAUCCAUCCUCCUGGGAAACUUUGGGAAUCAUCACUUUGGGAAUUAUAAUGUGGGGAUUUGUGUACAAAGUGAGCUGGGUGUCACAAAAGGGGUUUGGGGGUCUGUGGUGACCCCGCUGGACCAGUUCUGAAUCAGGAGUGAGCUUAAAAAUCCCUGUGGAUCCAGGAGGGCAAAAAUCUUUAGGUACCUUUUGGUAACUCUUUCUAGCCCGUGAAAAAAAGUGCUUUUUGGUUUUUCUACCUUUUCAUACUCUUUUUCUAGUUCUUCUACAGAGAAGGCCAGUUCUUCUCACACUGGACUCCAAACUUUUGGCACCUGGGAAUGUUUGUAAGCCACGAGUAGCCUAGAUGGUCCCAGCCCUCCCUAAUUCCCCCAAUUUUGAUGCUUUUACUACAGCUCCCCUAGCUUUGGGAUGAAGGGUGGAUGAAGUGGUUUGCUCUGCAGCUGGUUUCAUUCUUGGUGUUGCCAGGCAGAGAUGUAAAAACCCCAUCCUGAGAUUUGUCUUUUCUUUUUAAUCUGAUUUAUUGUCACAGAGAGUGAAGUGCAGCCGGUCUGACCCGGGGCUCCCACCCCACCCCUUCUCAAGCACUGUCAUAAAAGUGGUUUGUAAUAAUUUUUUUAAGGACUUGCCUAUUUUGCAACUCGAAUUCUUAAUAACUUAGAGGAUGAAAUAAACCUGCAUGAAUAUGGGGGAGCGGGGAGGGGGAGAUUUUGAAUUAACCCAAACUACUCCUUGAAGGUGUUUUAUGUUGCUGGGCUUGAUUUUCUGUUGGUUGUGGUGUUGCCAUUGGUGUUCUGCCAGGUAUUUCACCCCAGUAUUUCUGUUUACACAGAUCUGCCUUUGUUAGCCAAGCAGAGAUCACCUGCCAAGGUUGUUUCCCCUCCUCACAACAAAAAUCCCACCCAUCCCCUCCAUCCCCAUGCUGGAUUUCCAGCCUGGUUUCAAACAACAUUCCACUACCCCCAGGCUUUUAAAGAAAACAAAAUAUCUGGAGUACUGGAAAAAGGACUUUUAUUGUCUGCAAAGGUUGCUGGUGGUGUCUGUCUGUGGAUUGCCACCCUGCCAGCAGCAGGAUUUUGGGGAGGGGGUGGUUGCAGGCGGAAGCCAGUCGUGGUGUAGCGCAUCCCCAUCCCACAUGGUCUGUGUACUCGUUGGAAAUAAACUUUUGGAUUUGUUUCAA